Hyposmocoma kahamanoa is the source of this 1497-nucleotide messenger RNA. It is a transcript of the gene sqh, whose product is annotated as myosin regulatory light chain sqh. Gene Ontology annotation, biological process: post-embryonic development; locomotion. The transcript has 4 exons. The coding region runs from base 100 to 624 and encodes 174 amino acids. The record is from RefSeq and is a predicted model, not a curated record. Gene Ontology annotation, molecular function: calcium ion binding; myosin heavy chain binding. Lineage: Eukaryota; Metazoa; Arthropoda; Insecta; Lepidoptera; Cosmopterigidae. Gene Ontology annotation, cellular component: cytoplasm; myosin II complex.
UAAUCAUAGUUUGGUUAUCGAGCCCCCUUUGUUUAGUUUGUCUUACCACCGCUUACGGAACACUUCUAAACGCAUAGCUCUUCAUAAAGAUAUCCAAAAAUGUCGUCACGCAAGACAGCUGGUCGUCGCGGGACGAACAAGAAGCGCGCCCAGCGAGCGACUUCCAACGUGUUUGCGAUGUUUGAUCAAGCUCAAAUCGCAGAAUUCAAAGAGGCCUUCAACAUGAUUGACCAGAACCGAGAUGGGUUUGUUGACAAGGACGACCUGCAUGACAUGUUGGCAUCACUUGGUAAGAACCCAACGGAAGAGUAUUUGGAAAGUAUGAUGAAUGAAGCUCCAGGGCCCAUCAACUUCACCAUGUUCCUUACUCUGUUCGGCGAGCGGCUGCAGGGUACCGACCCUGAGGACGUCAUCAAGAAUGCAUUUGGUUGUUUCGAUGAAGAGAACAACGGAGUAAUUCACGAGGAGCGACUCCGCGAGCUUCUUACCACGAUGGGUGACCGGUUCACCGAUGACGACGUCGACGAGAUGCUCCGAGAAGCACCGAUCAGAGACGGGAUUUUCGACUACGUCGAGUUCACCCGUAUUCUUAAGCACGGCGCUCAUGACAAAGAUGAGCAGUAAACAGGUUAUUUGGUUCACUUUUGUUUUCAUUUUAAGUUAGGAAGAUUUAAAAACUGAAUAAUACCAUAACAUUGUUCCUUACUACACUAACUUUAACGUUUGAUAGAAGUUCUUAAUAUCUUUCACACAAUUAUUACACCACGCGAUUUCAAGGGCCCUGCGUCAACAGUGGGCGUGGACCCUAAUUAGGGCGCCGUUCUUAUUAACGUAUAAGUUGCCCAAAUUAGGGACCCUAACUGAUUAACAUUAUAAUUAUUAUUACAUCUGUCUAAAUUAGGUUUAGGGUCUCUUGAAAUCCGUUAGUGUAAUAAGCGUUUUACUGAAAAAAAUCAUAAUGUUUAUUGUGGCAGUGCUAUUUUAUAGAUUUGCAAGUUGCUUCGUCCAAAAAUUUUUUUUUAAAGAAAUCACGGGCUGAUGUCACUUGUCGGGAGGACAAUAAUUGUCUUGUGAUAUUUGUUGUUUCUAUUAUCAAUUGACUGGUUUUUAUUGUACAAUAAGUGUAAAAUCCAAUACUGCGACGACACCACGUCAUUUAUCUCGAAUACCCCAUCAACAUACUUCCAAAAUGUCGGCCAUGUCAUAAAACUCCUUACUGGCAAAAUGGCUCCCCCAAUCUGAAGUAGAUAAAGUUGCCAUACGAAACAAAUACACUAACGUAUGUAACUUACAAUUUUAAUCAUAAAUGAAUUUACAUCAGUACAUACAAUAGGAAAUGCUGUAUCAAAUUCUAUAAAUAUAAAAAAAGUUCGUCAUAAUUCUGCCUAAUUCGUACGAUUUAUGAUACUUACAUUUAUGUAUAUAACCGACAUAAUUACGGAUAAUUAAAAAAAAUGGUUUCUAAGCACAUGUACUAGAGUUUAAAUUUAUAUUAUA